AUGUCGGUUUCGAAUCUCUUUGCCUCUGACCCCUCGGGCGCCGACGACGAUUGGUUGCUUUCGGCGCCGCGAACGGACGUUUCUUCCUCCUCUCCGUCAACUUCGUUCCCACCAGCUGCCUCCUCCCCGUAUCCUGGGCCUUUUCCUGGCGCCCCAGGCUCCCAGUCGGCCUCUGUCCCCCCUGCGCUUGCCUCCGCUGUCCCGCCUGUCCCUUCUUUCCCGUUCCGCGUGGCGAACCCGUUCGCCCUCGCGGCCUCCUCACCGGCGCAGGUCGCUUCGUCCGCCGGUGGAGAUGCCGCGUCGUCUCCUCGUCCAGGAACCUCUGCGGGCAGGGUCUCUUGGUCGUCUUGCGCCGGUUCUGCGGGCCUGUCCCCCCAGAUGACAGAGGUCCCCGACCCCGCCGCUCCUGCGGACUGCGGCGUGAGUGGAGACGCCGCAGGACUUCCUCGCGAGCCGCAGCCGGGCGCCGGCAACUCUGCGCACCUUCAGGGCUCCAGCGGCGGUGCGCCUCCAACUCCGCAGGACGCGCCUUCCGCCCAAAGUGGCUGCGUGCAAUCGCCGUCUGGCGGGACGGCACCUGGCGCAGCGCAGGACGGUGUAUUGGCGACCACGAAGAGCUCCUCCCUGGGGGCAGACGGCGGCAGGGCUGACGCUCCGAACGAGGUGUCUGUCGCGCACCCGGGGGGCGUAGCGGGCUCCACCCCUUACAACGACCCUUCCCAAGGACUGGCAUUCACGGGCAAGACCCCGUUCUCGGCACCGCCCCCCGGCGCCGGAGAAGGGGACGGCUCCCUGGAGCCGUCGGAGCCCUCUCUUUCUCGCUCGUCGUCGUCAGGCCACGUGCCUUCCACCGCCGGAGGGGAGGGUGCACCGACGAAGGGUGCGCGCGACCCCGCUCUCGUGUCUCCUCUAAGAAACCCCUUCUCGGCUUCGCUGAACGCGACUGGCAGCCAGCCAGGUGCCCAGGGCGGCACAUCCGUGGACCCACCGGACUCUGCUGCCGCUGCCGCAUCUCCCUUCGAACCCUUUCCUGUCUUCCGCAAUCCUUUCUCUUCGCGCGCGGCGUCGUUGCAUCCGGAUUCGUCUCGUGCGUGUUACGCUCAGAGUGUUUCGCCUCCUUCGUCUUCCUCCUCGCUCGCGCCCGCUGACUACUCGGCAGCAUGCCCUCCCGUCCCUGAUCUGGCGCUGGCGCCCGUCAACGCGCCACUACCUUCUGCGUAUUCGUUGGCGGCGGCGAGCGGCGAGCCCUCUCGACCGGCACCUUUGGUCGCCCGCGAGCUGCCCUGGUCUACGACAAGCCGAGGAGUGUCUCUGUCCAGCGAAGACAGGGAGGGAAGCGCGAGUCCCGGUGACGGCGGACGCAACGAAUCCGCCGCGGGGGGCGUGGCCGCGGAGGAUGCGACAGAGGAGACCCUCGGCGUCGCGGGGGAGGGCGAGGAGGUCGCGAACGCCGCGGAAACGCCCGCUGCCGUUGCGCACCCGACGCGGGACUCGCUCGCCUCACCCGAAGCGAACUACGUUCUGAAGCGUGGAGUCGACGCGGCUGGACGCGAGGCUGUGCCUGGAGAGAGUGACCUCGCGCAACCCCGCUGUGCAGAGGUGGCGGCUCCUGCGGAGAGAGCGAGUGGAGAACUAGAAGAAAAGGCAUACGGGCGUGUCAGCGCAGAGAAGGGAAGCCACGACGGAGGGGAGGCGCAGAGCAGCAGCGCCGGUGAACCGCACGGACAGACGCCGGCAGAAGACUCGCGCCGGCCAGGAGAACGCGAGACUCUCUCCUCUUUCUCGUCUUCCUCCGCGACUCCGUGUUCGCUCUUCACUCCCGCUCCUGAGGAUGUGCCUCUGUGUGGGGACGCUACAGGGGACAGGGCGCCUGUCCCCACGGGCGAAGAGGUUGUCGCUUCAUUGGGGAGCGCGAGUUCAGUGCCUGAAAACGCAACUCUGAACGCGCCGUCGUUUCCGUCUGAAAGGGCGUUGACUGCGCACCUCGCGACGGCGGAGUCUUACCCCGACUGCAGACAGCAGCCGUGCCCGUCACAGAGGGACGCGAUGUUCGCUCUGAGUGAUGCGGCGCCUUCUUUCUGCCGCUCAGAGACCGACGCCGUGAUGGAGUUUGCGCGUGCGUCUGCGGCGGCUGCGCCGGAGGACGAGGGCAGCUUCGCAGCUGCUUCUCCGUCGUUCCUCGUGGACGCACGCGAGGCAGAGAAGGCCGCCGCAGGGGACCCUCUGUUUCUGUUUCGAGACGACGACGCCUCAGACAGCGUGUUCAGUCUGGCCGCUGUCUCCGAGUUCCUCGGCCCUGUCUCUGCCCCGCCUGCGGGCCGAACCGCGCGCGAGCCAGGCCUGGAGCCUGAGCAGAGCGGCGCUUCGAGAGAGAGCCCUGACGAAAGAGCUGGGCUAGGAGCCGAGGCAACCCCUCCGCCAAGCAUCCAGGGCUUCACUUCUUCCACUUUGCCAGAGGGCGGCCUGGGCGAGAAGAGCUUUCUGCGGGUGACAGACGGAGAGGGGGUGCGGGUCGUCGCGCCGGAAACACGAGACGACGUCCCGCGAGGCGAAGAACUCAGGGCCGCGAACGGCGCUACUGAAGCAGCGAACGCUUCUGCAGAAGAGGGGGACUGCUCGUCUUCAUGCGAUGCCGCUGGCGACUCUGUCUUCCCCGUCGGGCCUCGGACUGAAGAAGGCGCGGGGGGGACUGGAGCGCCCCUGGAGAGCGCGACCCCGUGGAGUGGAGUUGCACCGGUGCAGAGCGGGACGGGUGAAGGACGUCGGGGCGCCGCGGAUGCCGGCGCCCUUCAGUCUCCCCUCCCCCCGGCGGCUGAGAUGGAUUUCUCGUCUUUGCUUCGAAAUCCACUUUCGUCAGCUUCUCCGUCCCCUCCCACCUCCGCGUUUCCCCUUGCGGCGCCAGCCCCAGCCAAGGUGUCUCCGGUUGCCGAAGCUACCGGGCCGAAGACUGUGAUCUCGACCCCCUUGGGGGGACAGCCGGAAGUUCCUGUCGUACGACGAGCUCCAGAGGGCGAGCAAGCUGCGGCGCCCUCCUUUCCUCCUCGCUCGGAUAUCCCCAUUCCUCCUUCCCUCCCUGUCGCCCCGCCUGCCUGGCUUCGAAUCCCCUCGGCUUUCGGCUCCAAAAAGGAGCCGCUGCGACCCGACCUUGCGGAGACAGCUGGCCCAAGCGUCCCUGCGGCUCCACCGGCCGUCCAGCAGAUCGCGCCCCCCGCCGCCGCCGCACCGGCCGUUCUCGAGCGGCCGUCGCCCUCGCCGCAGCGGCCCGCGUCCGGCUCUCCGGCGAAGCUCGCAGAGGCAGCCGUGCAGCAGGGCCAGAGUGUUGCUGCAGGUUCGCUUCCUGUCUGCCCUCCGGCGCCGGCGCACGCAGCUCCAGCGCCCGGUGACCCGAGCAUGUGUCGCGUCGAGGCAGAUGCAGCGACGGCGCAGGCGGAAGGCGUGCCACCUCGAGCGCAGCACCCUGUGGGUGCGCGGGGCGCGCCCGUGGCUCUUGGAUGGGGCGGCUUCAUGCUGCUGGGGACUCCAGAGAACUCGCGACUGUCUGAACUCCCUCUCGCAGACGCGCUGGCGCGGAGCCGCACGCCGCCGCCGGGUGCACGCGGCCCGGCUGCGGGGGGACAGCGGGCCUCUCUUUUCAUGGAGACGGUCGCGGCGUUCCCGGGGCCUUUGGGGGCACCACACCGGAAGACCACAGCCGCGCUGGCGCGGUAUUUUGAGAGGGUCGUGGACGCCAUGAUGCGGCAGGCUUCGGCCGACGGGGAGGAAGGCAUGCGCCCUGCGGGCGGCGCUGCGCCGGCGUGCCGAACGCACGUGGGCGCGUCGCCGGCGCGGGAGGGCGCGGCCGCAGGUGCGCGGCUGGAGGUGUGCGGCCUGUGGGCUUUUUUGUUGCUUUCUCUUCAGCAAGAAGAGCAGAGAAGCCCAUCCGGGGGGGCGGCGAAGGCCUCGCCUGGGCGCCUGGUCUUGCCGCCGGUCUCCUCGCUCUUUCCUCUUCCGGAGAUGAGCGCGUCGAUUCAAGCGGCGGAAGACCGCUUGGCGCUCGCGGCUCCCUCGCGCGCGGCAGAGAAGGCGGAGGAGCGGCCCGCGAGAGAUGCUGCGAUAGACCUCAUCUGCCGGCGCGUGUGCAGAGGAGAUGUGAGAGGCGCCUUCGAUGCGGCGCUUAGGGAGAAGAUGUGCGACCACGCUCUCGCCCUGGGGAAUGUACUCAGCAGCGACGCUGUCAAUGAGGCCCUUCAGGCGCUCUCCAUCCAACUGGUUUCUCCGGGGGCAGAGGCCGAGAAGCAGUGCCCACACGCCAGCGCAGGAGCAGGGGGAAUCCACAGCAGCGCUGGAGAGACGCACCCCGCACGGGGCAGGCGCGCAGACCAAGCAGCUGGGAGCGAGGGCGCCGCGGCGACCGCGCUAGGGCCCAGAUGGAGGCGAGCUGUCGCUGCGCUGUAUAGCGUAGUGGGACAAGAAACGAAGGCGCUCACGUUCGAUGCAGAGGCUGUGGAGGUCUGGUACCCGACGGUCGCGCUGGUCUCCAGGUUCGCCGGCCUCGUCCACCCUACGGCACAGCGUCUCCUUCUCUCACUCAGUCAAGCGCUCGCCGAGCAGGGAGAUGCCUCGCGUCCCCCCUGCGCGUCGUCGCCACCUUCCGCGAGUCGGUAUCGCCACGCCUCUCAGCUGUGUGCGUUGCUGGCUGGAAAGACCGUCGUGCCUUCCUCGCUUCUCCCGGGGCUCGAGCGACAAGGCGCCCCUGAUGGGAAUCUCCUUUGCAUCGGCGGCAACCCGAUUGAGGAACUCAUUCUGACAGAGACGUUCGAGUACCUCCAGCGCCUCUAUGACCCCCAGUUCAUGUUUCCGCAGCUUAUCCCGGCGAAGAUUCGGUACGCGCUCUGCCUCGCCGACUUGGGACUCCUGCAGCAAGCCCACAGCUACUGCAGCCUGGCGGCCUCUUUCCUCCGGGCGCUGCCGCAGGCACAGGUGCCUGCGGACCUCCGUCAGGAGCUACGAGAGGCUCAACAGAAAGUCGAGACGCUGCAGCAGAGCGGCCGCUUCGCGACGCUGGGGGCCCAGCUGGCGUCAACCUAUAAACACGCUUUCGCCUCGACGCCAGACAGCCUGGAAGCGCCUUCCCAGCAGACGCUCACUCAGCAUCAUCCGUCUGCGCUCACGCCGGCUUCGGCGUCUCCUCAAGCGCGCGCAGCCGCAAGGCCGCUGGACAGCGCGGACGCCAGGAGAGACGACGGAAGAAAGGACGAGGGCGGCCUGUCUCUGGCCUCCGUCGUGGGCGGUGGCUGGCUUGGAGGCAUGAUCGGCGGACUCAAGAAGGCGCUGAGUGCGGAGGAAAGGAACGUCGGCGUGGAGAACGCAUACUACUAUGACCAUGUGCAGAAAAGGUGGCGGGAGCGAGGUCGCGAGCACGAGGAGGAGCCCCUUCCGGCCGACGGCGCCGCCACAGGCUCGUCGGACUCGCCAGCCGGCGGUGCGGUCUCACCUCCGCCGCCGUCUCUCCCGCCUCCUCCCGGAGGCGACACGAAGCCCGCGGGGACGCGGGCGGGCGCGGACAAGCGCAAUCGCUACGUCGACGUGUUCAGCUCAAAUUCCACCUCUGGAGCCGGACAAAGAAAGCCUGGAGGGACUGUACCUGUGCCCGUCAUGGCUCCGGGGCUCUACGGGGCGCCUGCAGCGGCCCCGGCAACGCCCAUGCCGGCUUCCUCGAGCCUGCUCAAGCACCCGUUUGGCGCCGCGCGGCCGCAGCACUCUCCUGACUUGCGCGCCGACGCAAGCGCCGCUGCCAGCCUGGUCGCCCUCGGGGAUCACGCUUUCCCUGCGCAGGAGCCGCGUCCGUCGCCUUUCGCAACGCCGUUCGCGUCUUCUGAAGGCUCGCCGGGCUUUCCGCCAGGGCUGGGCGCGUUCGCGGGCUCCGCGGCUUCGCCGCCGCCGACUAGCGCCUUCCCAUCAGGGCGAAGCGCACGGGUGCUUGCGCCCGGUUCCAACUGUCAGAAUGUGACACCGUCGAGUUUCCCUCCUUCCGCAGCCGGAGCCCCAGCGGCACCUGCCUUUGUUAGUUCAGCGACUGGCCCCGGACACACUGGGGAUUCUCAGCCUCCUGCAAGCGGCGUCGCGUCGCCUCCGCCUGCCACCAGCUCGCCCGUCCCCACGUCGCCCUUCGGCUCUCGGCCGGGCUCUGCGACAGCCCCCCCCACCGCGCCUCCCUCGACAGCUCCUUUCUCGUCCCCAGCUUUCGCUGCGGCAGACCCUUUCGCGCCUUGUGGAUCCUCUUAUCCCCCGCCGGGCCCCUUGCCCCCGACUGCACCCUUCGCCGCAAAGGCCCUGCCCCCUCAGCCAACGGGGCAAGCCCCUGCAGCGAGCCCUUUCCCUUCGCCUGCGCCCCUCCCCACAGCGGCCUCUGUCCCCCAGCUGGCCGCACACCCGUUUGCUCCAGACUCGUGCGCUGCGAGCCUUGGAGGGGCGGUGCAAUAUAACGGGCAGCCAAGCGCCUCUACAGGGGCUUGGGUUCCUCCGUCCCCGGCGUCUGCGUGCCCGUCGCCCUUCUUCUCGCCGACACCGGAAGCCGGAAAGGCUGCGACGCCGGUUGUCGGCGAAAGUGCGCAGGCGCCCGGGGCGUUGUGGGCUCAGGAAGGAGACAGAGGACACACGGCUCUCGCAGGAGGCACUUUGGCUGGGGGCUCAGGGGUCAGGGCAACUCCGGGACGAAGAGAGAUACACUGGUAG
Messenger RNA from Besnoitia besnoiti, 6714 nucleotides. RefSeq lists its product as uncharacterized. NCBI's taxonomy places the organism in Eukaryota, Apicomplexa, Conoidasida, Eucoccidiorida, Sarcocystidae. Gene Ontology annotation, biological process: autophagy; COPII vesicle coat assembly; Golgi organization. Gene Ontology annotation, cellular component: endoplasmic reticulum exit site; ER to Golgi transport vesicle membrane. The coding region runs from base 1 to 6714 and encodes 2237 amino acids. The transcript is spliced from 5 exons. The record is from RefSeq and is a predicted model, not a curated record.